AUGGAGUUGGGCAACAUUGUGCAGUUUCUUGAGAACAGGGCCAUUCUUGUGACUGGUGCAACCGGUUUCCUUGCAAAAAUUUUCACUGAGAAAAUACUCAGAGUUCAACCAAAUGUGAGGAAGCUCUAUCUUCUUCUAAGAGCUGCAGACAGCAAAUCGGCCUUGCAGCGUUUCAACAGUGAGAUAAUAGCAAAGGACUUGUUCAGGGUUCUGAAGGAGAAAUGUGGUACAGAUCUGAAUACCCUUAUUGCACAAAAGAUUACAGUUGUGGCUGGUGAUAUCACCUGUGAUAACUUGGGAGUAAAGGACUUGAAUUUGGUUGAAGAGAUGUGGAGAGAAGUAGAUGUUGUUGUUAACCUAGCUGCAACAACCAACUUUGAUGAAAGAUAUGAUGUAUCCCUGGGAAUUAAUACAAUGGGAGCUAAGCAUGUAUUGAACUUUGCAAAGAAAUGUGCCAAAUUGAAGGUUCUUCUCCAUGUAUCAACUGCUUAUGUAUCUGGUGAAAAAGAGGGACUGAUGUUGGAGACCCCCUAUAACAUGGGAGAGACCCUGAACGGGACAUCUGGGCUAGACGUUGAAGUAGAGAAGAAAUUUUUGGAAGAAAAGUUGAAAGAGCUCCGAGCUGAGAACAAUUCUGAACAAUCUAUUACAUUAGCCAUGAAGGAUCUUGGAAUUCAAAGAGCAAGAAAAUUUGGAUGGCCAAACACCUACGUAUUUACCAAGGCAAUGGGAGAGAUGCUACUUGGCCAUCUGAAAGGAAAUACCCCUCUUGUCAUUGUUCGACCUACAAUCAUUACCAGUACUUUCAAAGAGCCUUUCCCUGGUUGGGUUGAAGGUGUAAGGACAAUUGAUAGCCUCACUGUUGGAUAUGCUAAAGGGAGAAUAACUUGCUUCCUAGGCGACCCCAGGACCAUAGUAGACGCGAUCCCAGCUGACAUGGUGGUGAAUGCUAUGAUGGUGGCUAUGAUGGCUCAUGCAAAUCAACCCAGUGAAAUGACCAUUUAUCAAGUAGGAUCUUCUUUAUCAAACCCUCUUCACUACUCCAGUCUUCAAAACUAUGGCCUCAAUUACUUCUCCAAGCAUCCAUGGAUUGACAAAGCCGGGAACCCCGUAAAAGUUGGGAAAAUCACAGUUCUCAGAACCAUGUCAAGCUUCCGCAGAUACUUGGCAAUUCGUUAUUUGCUUCCCCUAAAGGGAUUACAAAUCGUGAAUGUUGCACUUUGCCAAUAUUUUGGAGGCUUGUACCAUGAUCUUCAUCGAAAAAUCAAGUUCGUAAACCGUAUGAUUGAACUCUAUGGACCUUACCUGUUCUUUAAGGGAAUUUAUGAUGACUUGAACACAGAAAAACUGCGUCGUGCUGCAAGAGAGUGCGAUCCUGAGAAUUUGUUCUACUUUGAUCCCAAAAGUAUUAACUGGGAAGAUUAUUUCAUGAACACCCACAUUCCUGGAGUGGUGAAAUACGUAUUCAAGUGAUCAAGUUCCAUUUGAUUAUUAUUUGUUGAAGGCAGCUUCACAUUCAAGAAUCAAAAGUGUUUUAUAUUUUUAUCCUUCUGGAUAACG
Coffea eugenioides is the source of this 1560-nucleotide messenger RNA. Its product is annotated as alcohol-forming fatty acyl-CoA reductase-like. The record is from RefSeq and is a predicted model, not a curated record. Bases 1 to 1473 code for a protein of 490 amino acids. Gene Ontology annotation, biological process: long-chain fatty-acyl-CoA metabolic process; suberin biosynthetic process. Lineage: Eukaryota; Viridiplantae; Streptophyta; Magnoliopsida; Gentianales; Rubiaceae. Gene Ontology annotation, molecular function: alcohol-forming very long-chain fatty acyl-CoA reductase (NADP+) activity. Gene Ontology annotation, cellular component: intracellular membrane-bounded organelle. The transcript has 10 exons.